AUGCUCAGCCAUCCCUUGGCUCGGGUCCGACCUCCACUGACAGCGCGAGAGCGGCUUGCCAUUAUGCGGGGCCCCGACUUUUCUCCCUUUUGGAGUUUGCUCUUCCGGGCCCGGCUCGCCAGGUUCUCCAGCUUGUUAUCGUUGCGAGCAUGCCAGGCAGUCCGGCGGGUGGCACAGUGGCUAGAAAUGAACGGGACAGGGCGGAAGGGCGUAGGGGCGGUCAGUAAGAAAGGCACGGAGCCUAAGACGGAGGAACUGUGA
Molecule: messenger RNA, 261 nt
Organism: Sordaria macrospora k-hell
Lineage: Eukaryota; Fungi; Ascomycota; Sordariomycetes; Sordariales; Sordariaceae
Source: RefSeq, a predicted model, not a curated record